AUGUUACGAUUUGUGCCCAGAUUGGCUCUUAGAGCUCCGCUCAGACUCUCCACCAGACAGCUUCCGCUAGCGCUGAGGCAAGCUGCGCUCAGACUGUUCCUGACUGUGGAACCUAUGGGUUCUUACGAACAGAAGAUCUAUGAUAUCUUGAAAAACCACUUUGACCCGCUGACAUUGCAAGUUCGGGACAUUCUGGGUGGCUGCGGCUCUAUGUUUGCCAUCACGGUUGAAAGCUCCCAAUUCAAAGGAAUCCCUAUGAUCAAACAGCACCGCUUGGUCAACGAGGUGUUGAAGGACGAAAUCGCCCAAUGGCACGGUCUUCAGCUCAAGACCAAGGCCGCCUAG
Candidozyma duobushaemuli is the source of this 345-nucleotide messenger RNA. Its product is annotated as BolA family protein. Lineage: Eukaryota; Fungi; Ascomycota; Pichiomycetes; Serinales; Metschnikowiaceae. The record is from RefSeq and is a predicted model, not a curated record. Bases 1 to 345 code for a protein of 114 amino acids. The transcript has a single exon.